Molecule: messenger RNA, 1135 nt
Organism: Teleopsis dalmanni
Lineage: Eukaryota; Metazoa; Arthropoda; Insecta; Diptera; Diopsidae
Product: probable cytochrome P450 9f2
Exons: 3
Coding region: 8-1105 (365 amino acids)
Molecular function (GO): heme binding; oxidoreductase activity, acting on paired donors, with incorporation or reduction of molecular oxygen; monooxygenase activity
Source: RefSeq, a predicted model, not a curated record
GCGUCAAAUGUAUCAAUUAAUAAAUCAAGUCGCUGAAGAUACAGCAAAUCAUCUCAAGAAAGAAACUAAUUCCAAUCCCAAUGAUGGCAUCGAAAUUGAGUUCAAAGAUUAUUGUGUUUGUUUUACCAGUGAUGUUAUAGCUUCUGCGGCAUUUGGUUUGCAAGUGAAUUCGCUGGAAGAUAGAAAUAACGAAUUUUUCGUAAUGGGUAAGAAAGUGACUCGCUUUACUGCCUGGCAAAAUAUCAAGUUCUUUUUAUUUGGCAAUUUUAAGACAAUUAUGAAGUUACUUAAAGUUGAACUAUUCGAUAAAAAAUAUUCCGAUUACUUUAUGAAUCUAGUACUUGAUACCAUGAAAUAUCGUGUAGAUCACAAAAUAUCACGACCUGAUAUGAUUAAUAUACUUAUGGAGGCACGUGGUCUAAUCAAAUCUGAACAUCCAAAACCCAAUCGAGAGUGGACUGAUAUCGAUAUAGUAGGUCAGUGUUUCUUGUUCUUUUUUGCGGGCUUCGAAACUGCAUCUGUGUUAGUGUGCUUUGCAUUACAUGAACUUAUGGAAAAUCCAGAAACACAAGCAAAACUUUAUGAAGAAAUUCAAAAUCUUACAAGAGAUAUUAAAAGCAAAGCUCCAACAUAUGAACAGUUACAAGGUAUGAAAUACUUGGACAUGGUUGUAUCAGAAGUAUUAAGAAAAUGGCCAGCAGCUGCGACUAUUGGUCGUGAAUGUAAUAAGGAUUUCGUUUAUGAAGAUGAUAAUGAAAAAAUUGAAAUUAAAAAAGGUGAAAGUAUUUGGAUACCAAUUGCUGGCAUACAUCGUGAUCCAAGAUAUUAUGAGAAUCCAGAAAAGUUCGAUCCAGAACGAUUCAGUGAAGAAAACAAAGACAACAUUAAGCCAUUCACAUAUUUGCCAUUCGGAUCAGGACCACGAAUUUGUAUUGCCUCCCGUUUUGCGCAACUAGAAGCAAAGGCCUUGAUUUAUUUUUUAGUACGUGAUUUCUCCAUUAAGCAAACCUCAAAAACUACAAUUCCAAUGGAACUGUCAGCUGCCACAUUCCAACUUAUACCUAAGUCUGGUUUCUGGCUUAAACUGGUGCCAAGAAUUCAAUAAAAAAUUUGUAUACAUAUUAUAUAAUUUUUA